Messenger RNA from Symphalangus syndactylus (siamang), 3731 nucleotides. RefSeq names its product PIN2 (TERF1) interacting telomerase inhibitor 1 (gene PINX1). NCBI's taxonomy places the organism in Eukaryota, Metazoa, Chordata, Mammalia, Primates, Hylobatidae. Gene Ontology annotation, molecular function: nucleic acid binding; telomerase inhibitor activity. The record is from RefSeq and is a predicted model, not a curated record. Gene Ontology annotation, cellular component: nucleolus.
ACUGACGUCACCAGCACGCGCCCCGUCCGCUGCACUACGCCGGCGAGGGAGUUAACACACGUUUUGAUUCUCCUGGCGUUUCCUGCCCGCUCAGUGGCCGCAGUCACCCAGGUCCAGAGGCCGCGGUAUCACAGGUUCUCCGACAUGUCUAUGCUGGCUGAGCGUGAGUGUCGGAAGCGGAGGCCCGACCCGGGCGCGUUGGUGAAGAUGCCGGGUGACGCACGGCAGCCCCGAGUGCCUGGGAGCUCGGGUUCCCUGCGCGCCUAGCGCAUGGGGUCGGGGGACCGGGGAGCCGAGCCCGGCUAUGAUUGUCCUGCUCGCCGUAGAGCUCCCCGAAAGUUGUCCGCAGAUCUGGUAGUGCGAAGGACCGCGAGUGUCUCUUGGAGACGCCGUCCUCAGAAUCACUCUGGGGCGCGCGCGAAGUGGGUCAGAACACCGGGUCCUGGGACUGGCCCCGCCGCCGCCUUUUGUGGGGACCCGGACUGGUUGCUUCACUCCCCCGGACCUCAGCUUCCUCAGGUUAAAAAGAGAAGACUGAGCAGAUGGAUCACUUCAAACUGUAAUGACAUUGUCCAAGAUGUCUUGGACCCAGAAAAAGAAAAAUCAAAGGAGUUAGAAGUCUCAAAUAUGGGACGUCAGCCACUUAGCAGGGGAGUGCAGGGCUAAUGAGUAAUUCUAAGUGAGACUGGCGUUUUUGACCUUGUUAGUUGGCCACAGCGCCCCGUCCUGCCUGUUUACCUUUGACAUUUACCUUCACUUUGUGGAGUCGGUGAAAACCCCUGUCUCUGGAGAGGCUGCUGAACUUCUCAAUUGUACCUGUAGCUAAGGUCGCUUGCCACCAGAUGGCAGUCAUGGUUUGAUCCUGAAAAGCGGGUCCUUCUUGGCGGGUUGUAUAGUGAGGAAAGAACAGAAACAGCUUAUUUAACAGAUCAACCAGACCAGCACAGGGAUUUUGUGAAAUAAAUGCUGUUAGCACUCUCUUUUCUAAGAGGAUGGAGGACUAGGAGCGCAAAACGAAAUGGGUCAGGCACCAUCCCGAUUUUACAGGGGCAGAAAUUGACGUUCAAAGGAAAAUAAUUUGCCUCUAGUCACUGAGCUAGAAAAUGGCAAAAUUGAUCCAGUUGUCUCUGUAUCUUUAUAUUCUUGCCAGUCAGACCAGCAGAGACCCAUAGAAAUGAGUAUGUUUUAGACUGAACCCGUGGGUUCUGUUUUUUCACCAGUAAAAAAAUGAGGAGUCGGGUUUGAGCCUAGAUAGCUAAGAUCUCUUCUGAUUUUCGUAUUCUUUGGUGUUUGCCUAAUUCAGCAUGCACUUGGCGACUUUGGCCCUAGUUCUGCUAUUCAUUUAUGUCUGUUCCUUUGAUCAGUGUUUGUGAGGCCACUAAAAUCUUUCACUAUGUUUAUCCCUAGGUGGCUUUAAAUCAAUGAGAUGGUGAACGUGAACAUAGAUUGAAAAGUCUGAAGUAUAGAGAUGUACAAUGCUAUUUGUAGACAUCAGUAAUUCAGAUUACAUGAUUUCAAGAGGAUGUUUUCAGUUUUCCCCAACGUUAUUCCGAAUUGUCAAAUCCUUGUCAUUAUAAUAUGUAAUAUUUUUGUGUUUUCUUUUUCAUAAUUUGCUAAAUGGAUAUAGCAUCUUCUGUAAUUAGAUACUUAGGAUUGAUGUUGUUAAGAAGAAAAACCUUAGACAAAUUACACAGAGUUUGACUGAGCAAAGAAUGAUUCAAGAAUUGGGCAGGCUUCAGAACUAGAACAGGUUCUAAGAACUACAGCCUGCUAUGAGGUCAGGCAAUAUUUAUGGACCGUAAACGGAAGUUAGGUACAGAGACAACUUGGUUAGGGUUACCGCUCUGAUUUGCCUAUUUGAAUCAGCUGGCUGCCUGUGAUUGAAGCUCGGCUGCUGUAAUGGACUGAGACUCAGUUAUAUGUUACAAGAGUAUACUCCUACGAUAGGCUUUCGCUUCCUUUAAGUUCUAACGUAGGUUGUAGUUCCUUAUGUAAGGACUCAAGUACGGAGGCCUCCUCAGGGCAAAUUUAAUUUAGUGUAACAAUUCUCUCCUUCUGAUCAACCUCUGAACUUUGAGAGAUUGUUUAAAACUUCUGCCCCUGGCUCUUGGGACUCAACACGCCCUUCAGAGUAAAUGGGAUCCUAGCAUAAGUCAUGUGGUAUUGAGCUGUUGUGUGGAUGGUUUUUAUUGGAUUUGCCCCAAAAGUAUCCCAACAGACCCAUUUACAGUUAGAUCUCCACACAGGCGUACCUGCUAGAGGAUGGUUAAAUACAUCCCAAAUAGUGAUUCUGCAGAUUCGGGGCAUUCUACCUGAGGCCCAGCGCCAUGCUGUAAACACUGCUGUUCCAGAUGGUGUCAAGGGUCCCCAAGAUCAUCCCCAGAUUCAGUGAUGUGCUGGGGGAUUCAGGCACAGGACUCAGCGUAUAGUCGCACUGACUGCUAAGAUUUAUUACAGCAAAAGGAUGCAGAGCAAAGCUGGCAGAAGGAAAAGAUGCAUGCGGGCAAAGUCCAGGGUCGGCGGAAGCAGAAGUGGGCUGUGGAUCCUCAGAACACUGCCUGGAGUAAUGACGAUUCCAAGUUUGGCCAGCGGAUGCUAGAGAAGAUGGGGUGGUCUAAAGGAAAGGGUUUAGGGGCUCAGGAGCAAGGAGCCACAGAUCAUAUUAAAGUUCAAGUGAAAAAUAACCACCUGGGACUCGGAGCUACCAUCAAUAAUGAAGACAACUGGAUUGCCCAUCAGGAUGAUUUUAACCAGCUUCUGGCCGAACUGAACACUUGCCAUGGGCAGGAAACCACAGAUUCCUCAGACAAGAAAGAAAAGAAAUCUUUUAGCCUUGAGGAAAAGUCCAAAAUCUCCAAAAACCGUGUUCACUAUAUGAAAUUCACAAAAGGGAAGGAUCUGUCAUCUCGGAGCAAAACAGAUCUUGACUGCAUUUUUGGGAAAAGACAGAGCAAGAAGACUCCCGAGGGUGAUGCCAGUCCCUCCACUCCAGAUGAGAACGAAACCACGACAACCAGCGCCUUCACCAUCCAGGAGUACUUUGCCAAGCGGAUGGAAGCCCUGAAGAACAAGCCCCAGGUUCCAGUUCCAGGGUCUGACAUUUCCGAGACGCAGGUGGAACGUAAAAGGGGGAAGAAAAGAAACAAAGAGGCCACAGAUAAAGAUGUGGAAAGUUACCCCCAGCCUAAGGCCAAGAGGCACACGGAGGGAAAGCCUGAGAGGGCCGAGGCCCAGGAGCGAGUGGCCAAGAAGAAGAGUGCGCCAGCAGAAGAGCAGCUCAGAGGCCCCUGCUGGGACCAGAGUUCCGAGGCCUCUGCUGAGGAUGCAGGGGACGGUGUGCAGCCGCCUGAGGGGCGGGACUUCACCCUGAAGCCCAAAAAGAGGAGAGGGAAGAAAAACCUGCAAAAACCAGUAGAGAUAGCAGAGGACGCUACGCUAGAAGAAACGCUAGUGAAAAAGAAGAAGAAGAAGAAGAAAGAUUCCAAAUGAAUCCUUCCCAGCUGGGGCCUUCUGACCACUAAGCUGUCAGGGCGCUGCGGGGGCAGACACCUCUGGCCUGAAGUCAGAGCAGAGUUCACCCCAGAGCGCCUGGACGCAUCUUGUGACAUGCCCAUGGGCUGCCGAGUCCUGCCCUGUCGCCACAUUUCCCCCAAGUUACAUUCCCAGGAGGACCUUUUUAAUGUUCUAAAUCGUGGCUCUCAAACACAAAUAAAUUUUUUUGUAAACUCUGA